GUUAAAUUAGUUUGUACAGUAGGUUGCUGGGAACAGUCUACGUGUAAACACGCUGAUACCAAAAUUUUAUAAACAAAAUAAUGUCAUUAAUCAAUAAUGAAAAUAAUGUAUUUUUUAACAAUAACGGAUCACAUAUAAUAGUCAAAUUAACUUGUAGUUUUCAAAUUCCAAAGACUACCUAAAGGUAGCACCACUGACAGUAGUCCGUCCUUGGCUAAUGGAUAAGCUAACUAGUCCGGGCUAGCAAAAUAACACAUACGAAGCCUCUUCUGUUUUGCAUUUUGGACGUUGUCGCAGGUCAGGAUAAGGUUGAUUUAAUGUCCCUUAGUCCUGUUGACCAGGGGCGUCUAUCUCAGACUGCCUCCUCCGGCAAAGACGAAGACCAGCUGAACAGCUCUGGUCAGGCUGCGACUGCAGAGAACACACAUGUGGACCAGGUGUUGCCAGUUGUGGACAAAGCCUCUCCUGGUUCGACUUCAUCCUUUGAGAUGCUCGACAUGGAGCCUGUCCGGCCUCCUUACCAAAAAGUGCAGCCUCAUUGGUUCUUCUACAAACGGGGCGAUGACAAUGUACUCUGGCUCCCUUUUAGCAGAGAAGACUCAGACAAAUUAGAGAAUGCCGACAAUGCAAGAGGCAACGAGGAGGUGGUUGUAGCUGUGGAGGGUGAGCGCUAUGAUGUACAUGUCAAGGAGAGAAAGUGCUAUCCUGUAUACUGGGAACAAGCUGCGACUGAAGUUCGCCGCUGCACGUGGUUCUUCAAGGGAGAUAAAGACUUAAGGUUCCUGCCAUACUCUGAAGACUUCAGCAACAGUCUGGAGGAUGCCUAUAUGAUCGCCGUUACUUUAGAUGAGUGGAAAAGGAAGCUUGACUUUCCCACAGGAGAGACGGUCAUUUUACACAAUCCCAAGCUGAUAAUGCACUACCAGCCAUUAGGAUUUCAGGAAGACUGGGUCUCCUCGCCAUCUGAGAACACCCGUCCUAGAACAGUCAAACGUGGCAUAAACAACAUCCCUGUAGAAAUACCUGAUGGUGAACCAGAAAAGGUGGACCAUCUUGUUUUUAUGGUCCACGGCAUCGGUCCUGCAUGUGACUUGCGCUUCAGAUCCAUUAUACAGUGUGUGAAUGACUUCCGUAGUGUGUCACUGUCCUUGUUGGCUUCUCAUUAUAAGAAUGCUCAGUCAGAGGGCAAGGUUGGAAAAGUGGAGUUCCUCCCUGUGAACUGGCACAGCGCUUUACAUGGAGACGCCACUGGUGUGGAUGAGGACAUCCAUAGGAUCACUCUGCCCAGCAUCAGCAGACUGAGACAUUUCACCAAUGACACCCUGCUAGACUUGUUUUUCUAUAAUAGUCCCACGUACUGCCAGACCAUAGUGGACACAGUCGCCUCAGAGAUUAACAGGCUACACACUCUCUUUAAAAAGAGACACCCCAAGUUCAAGGGAGAAAUUUCUGUCGUGGGUCAUAGCCUCGGUUCAUUGAUCCUGUUUGAUAUGCUAACCAACCAGAGAAGUGGUUCAGAAUCUGCAAGAGAGGAGGUGCUGUCUGAUGACUUGUGUGAUCCCGAACAUGAUACACUGGAACAGACUCUCACCCGACUGGGGCUGCAGCAAUACUCACCCACAUUAAAGGCAGAAAACUUGGACCUAGAAUCACUGGCUCUUUGCCAAGAAAAUGACCUCAAAGAUUUAGGAAUUCCUCUUGGACCCCGAAAGAAGAUUCUGAAAUAUGUCAGGAGAAAAUGUUUUUCAGAGGAUAACAAAGCUGGACGUCUGGCUUCAGUGCUGCAAGGUUCUCUUGGCAGUGAGGGCAACGGUAACCGGUCUCCAGGAUCUGCAGUCAAAAAGGGCCAGUUCCUCAGAACACAGUCCAUCACCGGCGCUGUAGAUUAUGAAUAUUUCAACAUGGGCAUCGGACAGGUAUCCAUCGAUUACCCACAGCUGGCGUUCCAGCCACAGACCUUUUUUGCGUUUGGAUCCCCCAUUGGAAUGUUUCUAACUGUCCGUGGACUUAAACGAAUCGAUCUCAACUACAGCUUCCCAACCUGCAAGAGCUUUUAUAACAUCUAUCACCCGUUUGAUCCUGUAGCUUACCGGAUUGAGCCCAUGAUUAUUCCAGAAGUUGAUCUGGAACCAAUGCUAAUUCCGCACCAUAAAGGCCGUAAGAGGAUGCACUUGGAACUGAAGGACAGCUUCACCCGCAUGAGCAUUGAUUUAAAGAAUAAUGUCCUGGGAUCAUUACGGACAGCUUGGCAGUCACUUUCCAGACCUGUUGCUGCACUGCCCCCAGUAGAUGAAGGAAAAACUACAACAGAGGGAACUCUUCAGGAGACACAAGGCGAGAGCGAGGAGGCGGAAUCGUCAGUAUCAACGGAGCAGCCGCAGCAGGCAGAGCAAGCACAAACAAAAGUGGGCAUGUUGAAUGGAGGGCGACGGAUCGACUUCGUGCUUCAGGAAAAACCUAUAGAGAGCUUCAAUGAAUAUUUGUUUGCCAUUCAGUCUCAUCUUUGCUAUUGGGAAUCCGAGGACACCGCUCUGCUGCUGCUGAAGGAGAUCUACGACAAACUGGACGUGACAUUGGAUUAGACUCAACAGUCAUUUUAAUUUUUCUCAAUAAACUCCACUUUCAGUAACCUGAGAGCAGGAACACGAAGGACAGUUACAAGAGGUUGCGCAAACCUCCUCCAGAAUGCCUUACUGGCUGUGAGAGUUGAGUCUCUUUUGGUCAGGUGAUCUCUGGUCAGAUAUGUCAGUCAAUAUUUCAUUCAUCUCACAAGUGGGGUUGGUGUCUACUUAUUGAUUCUCCUGUCAUGAUACGCAUUGCACUUUUCUUGUCUAGUUUCCUUACCGUGCACUUUCACUGUUAUCAGCAUAACAUGCGCACAACUGUUAAAAAAACAUAUUACGGAAGAUUUUAUGUUAUUAUGACCACAGGUUCGGUAUAAAAAUGUGUUGGGUUGCUUAAACACGAUUUAUAAUAGGAGUUCAAGGGAGCGCUCCCUUAUGCUAUUAGCUUUAUACACCGCAAUUAAUUUUGUUCUGAUUGACUGAAAUACUUUUUUUGUGUAUUCGGCAAGGUUCUCUUCCUGCUCAUCCAAAGAAACCAAAGGCUGCUGCCCUCAUAAUGUGCAAUUUUGCAAAAAUGCCGACGUAACCUGAUUUUCAUUUGCGCUUUAUUCUUUUAUUUCCCUUCUAUCAUAUCCACACGUGCGUGUGUGAAACAUUUAAUCCUGAAUCUAUUUUAAAAGUCUGCUCUUAACAUAUAAUACUGUAUAAUACGAAGAGUGGCGGAUAAGUUUGCUGAACUCAGUUUGAUCAUGUCAAGGGCCAAAUUGUGUUUCUCUUCUGCUGUCCUUUGUAUCAAGGGACUGUAAAAUUAAGAAUUUGCCUCUGUAUUGCACGUACGGCACUGUUACGUUUGACCAUCUCAACAUUUCCCUUGCAGUUUACAAAAUGUUCACAAAUAUGUGCAGAAGUAGGAUAGUUGUCGCUGUCAUAUAGAUAAGAGCUUAAUCAACACAUUAACCCAAAUUUUAAGAUGAUCAAAGGUAACUGUCAGUUUUUAUUCAUAUCCAGAGGUUCUUGUUCACUCUCUCCCAACCACCUUAUCAACUAGACUGAUACUCUGUUUUUGUUUUAACCAUAUGAGUGGAACGUGUUAAAGGAUAUUCUGCACUCUCCAAAGAUGCACUGAUCAUGUAUUAUGUUGUAUGAUUAUACUUAACAACUCCUCUGCUUAUGCCAUGCACCCUUGAUUUAUGGUGAUGCGCACAAAAAUAAUGGCUCUUUAUACCACUUUUGUGUGCCAUAAUAAAAAAUAUGUCUUCACAGAUAUGUCAGCAUUUAUAUUGGAUGCGAAUGCACAUACUAAAAUUAAAUGCAAGUGACUGCACAGCUGGAGCUAAUAACGUCCUUUGCAAAAGUUAUUUGA
Molecule: messenger RNA, 3927 nt
Organism: Phycodurus eques (leafy seadragon)
Lineage: Eukaryota; Metazoa; Chordata; Actinopteri; Syngnathiformes; Syngnathidae
Gene: ddhd2
Product: DDHD domain containing 2
Exons: 18
Coding region: 318-2582 (754 amino acids)
Cellular component (GO): COPII-coated ER to Golgi transport vesicle
Molecular function (GO): metal ion binding; triacylglycerol lipase activity; protein binding
Source: RefSeq, a predicted model, not a curated record